UCAUAAGAUACCCCGAAGACACCUACAUAUUCACCGGUCAUCUAUCGGACUACACCGUAGCCGGGCAAUUGCCAGGCGUUCAUGUUGCGAUCCAAGUCACCAGGUCUAUGCCUUCCCACGACAGCAACGAGUCUUGGUCUGUUCCCGAAUUGUUCUCGCAGCCUCGUACGACCAAACUUUUCGUUCCUCUCCAGCCUUCGAUUACUUCCGGUCUCGUAAUUAGUCCAUGAUCCUCUCCCUUCUGCACGCACUUCCACAAAUACAACAAUUCCAGGUUCUUUGUGGACAUGAUUACUCGGAAGAGGAAAUACGUGCUUUCCAUGAUCAGGUCAUGGUUGCCAUGAACAAUCAUCCGGCAAUAACUAUUCAAUAUGACCCCGAUAUGCCAUAUGGGAGGUUCUUAGAGCCAACGCUGUUUCUUACUGGGGGUGACUUGGAGGCUAAAAGGAUGGAAGCGGCAGGACUGAUAACGGUACGGACUGGAAAGUGCGAUUCUCUUGCACUACGCUGAACGAAGUCUUUAUGCAGAGCCUGAAAGAACCAACGACAUAUGAGGAGACAACCUCACCCGAGGUAUAUAAUCUGACUUACACAGAACCGCUUCGUCGGCAUGGGCACACUAUCGAAGUGUGCAAUCAUUUUUUGCGUCAGAUGAGAACCAGCACUCGUCAAAUAUUAUUGUAACCUGGUUUCACUGUUCCAGAAUAUGUAUGCGGGCUGUAUAAAUG
Molecule: messenger RNA, 728 nt
Organism: Phanerochaete carnosa HHB-10118-sp
Lineage: Eukaryota; Fungi; Basidiomycota; Agaricomycetes; Polyporales; Phanerochaetaceae
Exons: 1
Coding region: 227-511 (94 amino acids)
Source: RefSeq, a predicted model, not a curated record